Molecule: messenger RNA, 927 nt
Organism: Caenorhabditis remanei
Lineage: Eukaryota; Metazoa; Nematoda; Chromadorea; Rhabditida; Rhabditidae
Exons: 6
Coding region: 1-927 (308 amino acids)
Source: RefSeq, a predicted model, not a curated record
AUGAAGAUUUUCAUAUUUUUUGGCUUCUUUUCCUCAUAUUUUUUCCUUUCGAAUGCCAAGGAUUAUGAUAUUGAAAUUCUACCAGAAAAAUGCGAUUGUCUUGAUUGGUAUGGUAGAUGUCGGGUAAAUGGAGAGAAAUGGGUUGAUGACAGUUUAUGGAAAUACUCUUGUGAUGGAAAAGAGAGAUCGGAAGCAUCUUUCACUGGUUGUCAUGAAGAAAAAGGAGAUGUUCCGGUUGGACAAAACAUAACUAUUGAUGAUUUAUGGCAAGUUUGCACACAGGAUGAACAGAAGUUAUACUUUGAAAUUGAGCCAUUCUGUGAAUUCAAUGGAACUAAAAUACGUGUUGGACAAGAGUAUCGAGAUGGAAGUUUUCAGUGGUUAUGUCUGUCCACUGGUAGAUGGAUUACAGGUUGUUACUACUUCAAUGAAACUCACACAGAUCUACUACUUCGUGUCGGAGAGAACGCAUUCAAUGGAUUAAUUGAACAUGUUUGCUCGAAAAGACAAGAAUAUCCAGCAAUUGUUCAAUAUUAUACACAGACCAUACUGUGUAGCCUCUCGUCCUCGGACUCUGACAAUUCAACUGUUUCAACCCACAGAAUUCUUGAAACAACGUCUUCUACUCCUCUUAAAUGUAGUCGUGAUUAUCAUUGUUCUAGUUGUGAUGUAUGUCUCUCUGGAAUAUGUACUCAUCAAAGCAAUCUCAACUGUUCCCGUGACUAUCAUUGUACCUCUCCUUGUGAUGUUUGUCGUUCUGGAAAGUGUAUUCCAGGGGAUAAAUCGAAGAAAUGUGAAACAGUGAAAGAUUGUGAUGCAGGAGGAUGGUGUCUCGAUUCGAAAUGUGUUGAGAAUAAAUGUGAAAAAGAUUCUGAUUGUGGAAUGGAGAAGGCUGUUUGUAAACAAGGAUUUUGUAAACUCGCUUGA